AUGGCUAGUGAUGCGCCCGAAAAGCCAGAGCAGACCCCUCCUGCGCCUGAGGUACCAGCUGAUGAAGCGCCCGCUACAGCGAUUCCCGAUCCUCGAUUACCAACUCGCAAGGAUGUCUCGCUACGAGAGUUCCUGAACAAGAUGGAUGACUAUGCGCCGAUUAUUCCCGACGCAGUCACACACUACUACAUGACCAAAGCCGGUCUUCCACCACCUCCCCAGACCGAUCCACGCCUUGCGCGACUCCUCGCCCUAGCAACCCAGAAGUUCAUCGCGGACAUCGCCGCAGAUGCAUACCAGUACAGCAGAAUCCGCGCAUCAUCCAAUACCAACAAUCCUAUGGGGUCUCUUGGUGCAGCUGCCGGAUUCCCUAUUCCUGGUCAACCAACUGGCCAGCCCGGAAGCAAGGAUCAAGCUAAGGGAGCACCGCUGGGCAUCCAGCGACCGGGCUACGGAGGUGGUGGACAGGGCGGUAGCCAGAACAGGACUGUUUUAACUAUGGAGGAUCUUGGUAUGGCUGUUGGAGAGUACGGUGUCAACGUCAAGCGUAGCGAGUUCUACCGCUGA
Messenger RNA from Fusarium mangiferae, 567 nucleotides. RefSeq lists its product as uncharacterized. Gene Ontology annotation, cellular component: SAGA complex; transcription factor TFIID complex; nucleus. Gene Ontology annotation, molecular function: RNA polymerase II general transcription initiation factor activity; promoter-specific chromatin binding. The record is from RefSeq and is a predicted model, not a curated record. NCBI's taxonomy places the organism in Eukaryota, Fungi, Ascomycota, Sordariomycetes, Hypocreales, Nectriaceae. The coding region runs from base 1 to 567 and encodes 188 amino acids. Gene Ontology annotation, biological process: transcription initiation at RNA polymerase II promoter. The transcript is spliced from 2 exons.